CUGCUCCUCGCUCAGUCUCUAGAGCUCCCUCCCUCCCUCCUCCAUGGCGUCGCUCCUGUCCUGUGGGCCUAAACUGGCCGCCUGUGGCAUCGUCCUCAGUGCCUGGGGAGUGACCAUGUUGAUAAUGCUAGGGGUAUUUUUCAAUGUCCACUCUGCCGUGUUAAUUGAGGACGUUCCCUUCACAGAGAAAGAUUUUGAUAACGGCCCUCAGAACAUAUACAGCCUGUACGAGCAAGUCAGCUACAACUGCUUCAUCGCCUCGGGCCUUUGCCUCCUUCUCGGAGGCUUCUCCUUCUGCCAAGUUUGGCUCAAUAAGCGAAAGGAAUACACCGUGCGCUAGAGCGCACCGACUCUCCCUCCCCACCCCCCCUCCUCUAUU
Molecule: messenger RNA, 379 nt
Organism: Mesocricetus auratus (golden hamster)
Lineage: Eukaryota; Metazoa; Chordata; Mammalia; Rodentia; Cricetidae
Product: ribonuclease kappa-like
Exons: 1
Coding region: 44-340 (98 amino acids)
Molecular function (GO): RNA endonuclease activity
Source: RefSeq, a predicted model, not a curated record